AUGGCUGGAGGCAAACCCGAUCAAGGAAACACACACUACACCAAGAGUAACAACAUGUACUCAAUGGGAACCUCCAGGCAGAAGCUUCAGGUUUUUUAUAUGUGGUACAACGUGUCUGGAGUAAAGGAUGGAGGUCUGUAUGGUUUGAAGGGGAUAAUAUACAACUCAGAAACAUCAUUAAUCAGCAACAGCCGAAUAUGGACUUGGGGAAUCUGUUAUGGGACAUUCAAUUUUGGAUCCAAAAACUGCCUUUGUGCUCUUUGGAACAUGUCAACCGAGAAAGAAAUCAAGCAGCUGAUAUUUUAG
Molecule: messenger RNA, 306 nt
Organism: Microthlaspi erraticum
Lineage: Eukaryota; Viridiplantae; Streptophyta; Magnoliopsida; Brassicales; Brassicaceae
Source: the annotation of a GenBank genome assembly